This is a messenger RNA of Aedes albopictus (Asian tiger mosquito), 1599 nucleotides long. RefSeq lists its product as uncharacterized. The record is from RefSeq and is a predicted model, not a curated record. Bases 109 to 1530 code for a protein of 473 amino acids. The transcript is spliced from 2 exons. Lineage: Eukaryota; Metazoa; Arthropoda; Insecta; Diptera; Culicidae.
AGAGAAUGACCGGUAUAAGAUGCACACCCGUUCCCCACGUGACCUCAGUCCCAUUUGGGAAGCUAGCUAGUUCAGAUAUCGUUGUUGCAUUCCAUUCCCGUUAUCGCCAUGGGUGCAACUGUGGUUGGUGUUUUGUGGAUCGUUUUUGGGAUAUUCUCCGGUGUGUGUCGAGCCGAUUUCGGUAUCGCCGUUACCAUUCCCAAUCUUCGAGAAAGCGUUACCAAUGCCAUCGGAACGGGAUUGGCGCGAUUGCUGGAGGUUAAUUCAACUAUUACCGUGGACAUCGAUUCGGAUAUGACUGGGAGUCUGGAUGCGGUGGUUGCUAUUACGAACAGUAUCAACUCGAGUGUGUCCAAAAUCUACGACGUAACACAGGAAGCAGUUGCCAACAGAAAUACGAAUUCGGUGAUGCUGUUUUCCGGGCUAUUUGGAAAUAUUACAGCGGCAACGUUGGAUCUCGUGAGUGCAGCAACAGUGGCACAUGCUUUCCAAACGACGGUCAACUCCGAAACUUACAAUGCUAUUCUCGGAAACGUUACAAUCAUUCAGGAAGAAGCUUGUGGAUUGAUUCUGGUGCUAUCCGAAAUUGCAAUAGCGAUAGACAAUGUUCAACUUUCAACGGUGCCAGUCACUAGCGAAAACGUUUCAGAAAUUGUCAAACCAUGUAUAGUGUCACAUCUUGUGAGGCCUCUGCGGAAUAUAACAGCAGCCGUAGAUAAUCUGGCAAAUAUGUUUUCAAACAUUAUUAGAGAAAAAUCAGCAAUCAUCGAGCAGGUGAGAAGUCUCGAUUCGUCAUCGAAGGUUGCGUUCCAAUCUCUGUCACGGCAGGCUUCAUUGUACAGUUCGAGUAUAUCGAACGCCUUACAAGACACCAUAGCUAACGUGAACUCAUGGGCGUCAAGUAUCGCCGCAGCAGUUGCACCAAUCAACGAGUUGUUCGCCACUAGCUUCUCGUUCGCCCCAGACAGUGAUACCCUGCGUGACAUCACCAGCAUCUUUCUCGGCUUACAAACAAAUGUCUUGCAAAAUUUGGUCAACGAAACACGAAUAUCCGCUGGAGCCCUGUACAACGUCUCCCGGGAUAUUGUCUACGCAACGUUCACCAAUGGAAGCGAGUUUGUGGGAUCCUGCUCCUGGAAGUAUUCCUCCCAGUUGAUCCAAGCUCCGGUUCAAGUGAACCGUUUGGCGGAUUGCCUUGCUGUUGAAACCCAGACCGUACUAAGUUUCAGCCCGAUGAUGACACCAUUGCUGGAACAGCAACAGAAGGAUCUUACGUCGAUCACUUCGCAGCAGCUGUCGACCUGCACAACUUCCAGUGGAGCUUGCACCGCAGUGUACGUCGAUGCGUUCGAUAAGUUGAACUCCCAGACGCCGAUGAUGUUGGAUGUGGCCCAACGGAUCCUCCGGAAGGAAGCGGAAAUUAUGGUGGGUCGGUUCCGGACGUGCACCGAAGCAACCAGUGCCGAUAUUGUGGACAACGUGCAAACAAUACUGACUGGGUUCGAAAACUGUUUAACGGUGGGACAGUAGGUGCGAAUUCUACGAGAACAUAAUUAAAUGUACCAAUAAAGAAACCAUCAUAGUUUGAUUUGAAUGUAA